Molecule: messenger RNA, 1557 nt
Organism: Didymella exigua CBS 183.55
Lineage: Eukaryota; Fungi; Ascomycota; Dothideomycetes; Pleosporales; Didymellaceae
Exons: 2
Coding region: 79-1332 (417 amino acids)
Source: RefSeq, a predicted model, not a curated record
UCGUUUGCUGAAACACUAUUUAGUUCACAUGUGGUGAGCAUAGCCACUCUGUGUCCAACUUCGAGCAUCCACAGCACUAUGGCUUCAUCCCAACCUCGUUCCCCCAAAGCGCUGCCAUCUCCACCCUCUACAGGCCACGGAACUGCAGAUAACCCUUCUCCUCGCUUACGCUCACCUGCUACAAUCGAUAGUUUAACCCCACGCAAGCGCAAGACCCCAAUAUCGAUACGACACGAGCCUCAAUACAUUGGAGAGCAGAGCCGACCACUUGCUCCAAAGUCAGAAUCGGUGGUGAUGCUGAGUUACGACCAUCCAAAAACUCCCGUCGGCUUGCAAAUUCCCCUUAGUAAGAGGGCUAAGCCUACGCCCGAGCGUAUCGUUCAAUCCAGAGAGAAUGCAACAAAUGAGAAGCCAAUAAAGGUUGUCGCCUCCAAGGAAAAACCAUGCAGAUCUCUCUAUAGUGAGAACGAGAAAAGGUCGGCAGGAGCAGAGUCAGUAAACACAUCAACUAGUCGAGCGACAAUGCUCAACGGCAUGAUGAUUGACUUGGAAGAUGGGAUCUAUCCGGAGGGAGAGCCACCCUCCGAUCUUCACUCAGGGAGCGUACAACUUCAUGACAGACUUAAAAAGAAGCUUGGACAAAAGCUCACCCCAAAGGAUCAGAGAGGGUGUGUCUACAUAUUCUCUGACCCGAAAAGACCUCAUCUUCAUAAGAUCGGGAGAACCAAGGAAACACUUAAGCGGAUGGGUCAGCUCAAUCUCUCCUGUGGACUUCAGCUGGAGCUUGUAGGAAGUGUGGAAGUCGAAAAUUAUUUUCGGACCGAGAUCCUCAUCCACACAUACAUCUCCGAUCUUUGUCGGCCUUACAAAUGCGCAGUAUGUAAUAAAAAACACGGCGAAUGGUUCGAGAUCAACAAAGAACCUGCACAAGCAUAUGUGGCGAGGUGGGUGGCUUUCAUGAACAAAGAAAAUCCGUACGACGCGAAAUCAAAAGAUCUCCAUGCUUUCUUCAGGAACCGGAUUAGUCUUCGAGAUAAUCUCUUGACGGGCCCUGAUACCGAAACUAUCCGGAAGAAUUGGGAGCAAAUCUUGUCGACGACUGCUGCAGACCGCUUUGGGUACACCUUCAGAAGUAUAUGGGAGGUCCUUUGGCAGUUCUACUGGCCGAUCAAUGCCAUGGUUGCGUGGACGAUAACUUUUGUUGCCAUUCAGCAUCCUGUCAUGUUCAUAUUCAUGGCUGCGUCUGUGAUCGGCACUUUUGUCACCAUGGCUCAUGACUUGCAUGAUCUGUGGCACGACACCAAAGUGUCGAAAAGAAGACGUUCGAAGUGACAACAAAUGAGAUUUUUCCCGUCUUGUAGCCACAGGACAAUUUUGUCUCGGAGGGUAGAAAUUCAGAUUCGUUCCCCAAGUCUUUCAUAAAUCUUUCUUACAAAAAUAAGCGGCUAGCAGGUUAAGUCAGAUUGUCACAUAGGUUUUCAUGCGCAAUGUACUCAUUGAUACCACCGCAGAUAGGAUCUCUUUAGGCAAAGAAACCUACUACAGCAAUCCAAAUAC